ACGCGCAAGCGUGCGGCUAUCGAAGAUUCUGUUUGCUUUCCCUAGUCUCUCUCGGCCAAACAGUAGCUAGCAGUCUCGCUCAUCUUGUGCCAUGGGAUAAAAGUGUCUUCUUCAAAGCCUCGUGCCUUACUGGACACCACAAUAAACUGAAUUGCAGAACAAUGGCAGUGGCAAAAAUAUUCCAGUGGCAUCUACUCACAUCCUUCAUUUUUCUAAUUUACGUGGUUAAUCGAGUGAGUGGAAUCAAUUGUUAUGUGUGUUCAUCAAAGGAUAAAAGUGACCCAAGCUGUGAUGACCCUUUUCAUCCAGCUCUUUCGACCUACUCCGAAUCGUGUCAGGUGCCCAAAGAGAAUCACAUCGGACAAUUCCCUGCCAACUAUUGUGUCAAAAUCAUCGGCACAUCCGCCAUAAGUGGUGAGUCUCUCAUGAUCCGGACUUGCGUCUUAGAGAACAUGGACUCCCAGUGUGGAGUCUUCAAAUUCGGGAAGGACCAGUUGACCGGAUGCAUCCUUACCUGUGAAUUUGACGGGUGUAACAUGUCAUCUAGGCAUUGCUUAGCCCUUAUCCUCAUUCCACUUCUAGCUGGGGCACAUCUCAUAUGGCGCUGAGUGAACAGUGUCACUUAACCGUAAUGCAUGGAUCACCUCUUUUCUCAGUCUUCAUUUAAUUAAGUGUCUGUCCCUUACAAUGAAUAGAGUCGGGUGUUUGCCUUUGACUUCGUCUGAUCUAACUUUCAAGUAGUUUGUUUUUAGUUACCGGGUUUUGGAAAGUAUUCUCAUGAGUCUCCCAUAAAAACAACAUUAAUUUUGUAUAUAUGAUUACUUUGAAACAUGGCUGAAUGUUGAAUGUAGGUGUUAGUAACAAACGCAAUUGCAAAACGGAAUAAGAAACGAGACAUUCCAAGCAUCAUGAGAUAAUGAGGGUCUGUCCUUCUCCUCGCUCUUUGACGCUUCCGAAGUCACUUUAUGAGAGGAAUCGUUGUUACACUUAGAUACUUUAGUAGAUUCACAUCACCCGUGCAUCUGAUGUCUAGGCCAAUCCCUUACGACGCUCCUGAUUGGCUGUUGAUAAGCCAAUCACCAGGCUGGAAACUCUCAGUCUGAGACUGAGUUUCCAGCCCUGUGACUGGUUUAUCAACAGCCAAUCAGGAGUGUCGUAAGGGACUGGCCUAGACGUCAGAUGCACGGGUGAUGUGAGUCUACCAUAGAAAGCCGGCUUGGAUGACAUGCAUAGUAAAAAAAAAAUAAAAUAAAAAAAGAGAUUUGUUGAUGUUGUUACAGAGUAUAUUUGAGAAACCAUAUGUAUUAUUAUAGGCUUUGGUAAAGACUUUACCAGCAGUGUCCUCUUUUGGCACUAUGUGCCACAACAGACGAAAUCGGAGCUAAAGCAAAGGAUAAUCCAAAAUGAAUUGAGAAGCGUGUCCUCACUGACAAUAUUGAUAAACAUGAUUUAAUUUUUCAUUCUCUUCAUGAAACAUGAACAUUUCAGGUUCCUCAUUCUUUCACAGCAGCUGUAUUGUACGUAGGUUUCUCUGAGCUCUAUAAUGAAUGAGUUGAAUGUUUAGAGGUUAGCAGUCUGUGCGAAAGGGAGAACUCCUAUGAGGACUCCGGGGCCAAAGCACGAAACUGACGGACAAUAAGAUUAUAUUCCUACUAUGAUGAUCAUGAUGAUGAUGAUGAUGAUCAUGAUCAGAAUCAAACUGACCCAAGUGGGUGAAUUCAGGCGGUAACAUAUGACAUAUUUAUAAUUCAAAGUUCAUGGUUUUAUAGCAGCGCUUUUGUGGUAAGAUAAACCUUUUUUUAUAUCGUUAAAAGUAGAUGUAAGAGAUACUCUUCAUGACAAGUGUGCAAUGACAAAGUUUGUAAAGUAAAAAAAAAAGCAUGAAGAUUGCACAGGCUAUGCAAGUAUCAAAUUUCAUUUUGUAUUUUCAAGAUACCGAGAUACAUAAUCUUCAUUAACAGAUUAUGAUUCAAGUUGAUAAUAAUAACAUUGCAGUAUUUAACAUUCAUUCACUCUAUAUGACUAAAAAUACAAUACUCUAUUUAGUAUCAAAGAUUCAU
Messenger RNA from Macrobrachium nipponense, 2060 nucleotides. RefSeq names its product U-scoloptoxin(05)-Sm1a-like. Bases 162 to 608 code for a protein of 148 amino acids. Lineage: Eukaryota; Metazoa; Arthropoda; Malacostraca; Decapoda; Palaemonidae. Gene Ontology annotation, biological process: regulation of synaptic transmission, cholinergic; sleep; positive regulation of voltage-gated potassium channel activity. The transcript has 4 exons. The record is from RefSeq and is a predicted model, not a curated record.